CUAUGAUCUCGUAGAAAAGAUCUUGAAGUAUGACUGCGACGUGAAUCAGCAAGAUAUGAUGGGGUGCGUUGCACUCCAUUGGGUGACUUGCAAUGGUCACACGGCGGCGAGCAAACAAAAGCAAUAUAUGUCAACCGCUGAGCUGCUUCUCAAGUCUGGGGCGGAUGUGACGAUUCCAGAUAACGGCGACAAAACUCCAAUCGAACUGACGCUUUCACCUUGCCCCGUUUUUAAUGACAUGAGAUUGACGAUCUUGAAGCAUAAGAAGAAGAUUCUGAACGAGAAUCUUUUGCAAUACUGCCAGGAAGGGAAUGCUGACCUGGCGAUGAGGAUGCACAGAGCUGGAGCAGAUCUGGGGUGUGGGGACUGGCUGAAUGAUACUCCAUUGCAUGUUUCUGUUACCUUCGGACAUAUCGUGUUGGUAGAGCGAUUGUUGGAGGCUGGAAAGAUAGAGAGAAGAUUGUUAAGCUUGCUGGACGCAAGGAGCGUUGAUGGCUUGACUCCCAUUGAUACAGCACACAAAUGGGGAUACCGUCGGAUUGCUAGCAUUUUACAGCGAGAGCGUCAAGAGCAAGUUCUCAAGGACAUGGUUUCUCGCAUCACGCAAGAUGGGACGACGACUAUCAAUGCCAAAAUCCCACCAGAACUUCGAGGAACGUUGCUAGGGCAUCAGGUUGCCAAACAACUGAAACAACAACAAAGCCGUCAGAAGAGAAUGGUCAAACUCCUACGUUUGGAGCAAAGGAUGAACAAGAAAGGGAGUAUUGAGAAGAAGCCACUGGAGAUCCAGAACAAGAGCAGCCAGCUCUGUGUAAUCGCAUGAGGAACAAAUCACAUCUGGUUCAUC
Molecule: messenger RNA, 847 nt
Organism: Guillardia theta CCMP2712
Lineage: Eukaryota; Cryptophyceae; Pyrenomonadales; Geminigeraceae
Exons: 8
Coding region: 56-823 (255 amino acids)
Molecular function (GO): protein binding
Source: RefSeq, a predicted model, not a curated record